Molecule: messenger RNA, 2243 nt
Organism: Oryzias latipes (Japanese medaka)
Lineage: Eukaryota; Metazoa; Chordata; Actinopteri; Beloniformes; Adrianichthyidae
Gene: ggh
Product: gamma-glutamyl hydrolase (conjugase, folylpolygammaglutamyl hydrolase)
Biological process (GO): tetrahydrofolylpolyglutamate metabolic process
Cellular component (GO): vacuole
Molecular function (GO): gamma-glutamyl-peptidase activity
Source: RefSeq, a predicted model, not a curated record
AGUGGUGCUUUUACUUUGAAGAAGCUUUUCCGGAAAGUCAGUAUCGGCACUAACAUCAGAAUGGCGACUGCCGGAUGUCUCGCGCUCCGUUUCUCCAAGGGAAAAGUGAUUUUUCUGGUGUUCGUGUCUCUGAACGUCCGGUUCCUCUGCAGGGCGGCGCUCAGGAACGACCGGCCGAUAAUCGGGGUUCUCUCUCAGGAGCUUUCACGUCCAAACCAAAGCUCCUACAUAGCCGCCUCCUACGUCAAGUUCCUGGAGUCCGCCGGAGCCAGAGUGGUUCCGGUUCUGAUCAACCAGAGCCCAGAGGACUACCAGAAGCUGUUCCUCUCCAUCAACGGGAUCCUGCUCCCUGGGGGAGGAGUCAGCAUCACCUCCUCAGGGUACAAGCGCGCCGCAGAGAUCUUCUACCGGCUGGCUCUGGAGGCCAAUAAGAUGGGGGACGUCUUCCCCGUGUGGGGCACCUGCCUGGGCUUUGAGCAGCUGACGUACCUGACGAGCGGGAAGGUGGAGCUGUCGCACACCAACACCAGCAGCGCCGCCCUGCCUCUGAACUUCACUGAAGACGCCAAGCGCAGCAGGAUGUUCUCCGGCUUCCCCGCCGAGCUCAUGGCGGCUCUGGCCUCCGAGCCUCUCACAGUAAACGCCCACCAGUUCAGUCUGGCGAUGACGACGUUCCAGUCGGAUGAGGCCCUGAGGAACUUCUACAGAGUUCUGUCCACAAACACGGACGGAAGCACCGAGUUUGUGUCGACCUUUGAAGCGUACGAUUAUCCGGUUUACGGGACUCAGUGGCAUCCGGAGAAGAACGUCUUCGAGUGGACGAAGCCCUUCUAUCCUCACUCUCCGUCUGCAGUCAAGACCUCCUUCUACAUGGCGGAGUUCUUCAUCGGUGAAGCCAGGAAGAGCUUCCACAGAUUUGAAUCAAAGGAGGAAGAGGACAAAGCUCUGAUCUACAACUACAGUCCUGUUUACACCGGAGCCACGUCUGCCUUUGAGCAGGUCUACAUAUUCUGAGGCGGCCGGCGGCGCCUCCAGACGCUGCUGUCAGGAAGGUGGACUGCCCCGGCUAACGCUGAUCAUGCUAACAGCUGCUGCACAUAAUCAUCACUCACCAUGAUUUGUUUUGCAGCCAGCAGGGGGCGUGGCUAGAAACCAAAGAAACCGGUCUUCUUACAGAUCAAAAACAGGGAAGGACUCUUCUGAUCAUGAAAUCUGCUUCUCGUGUCAGCUUCCUCCUGGAAGUUUGACAUGUUUCCUACUUUGACAUCCUCCAGUGUAAAAAAAAAAAGACCACGAAAACGGAUAAAAUAUCUACUUUUUUAAUCUAACAUUUACUUUCAUGCCACAGUCUGCCAUCACUCUCCUUCUGAGCCUCAAAACGUCUUGGAGAAAGUCCUCAGCCAGUUCCUGUUGGCUUUGAUGAAGUCCAGUCAGCUCAGGUCAAGGACAUCCACAGAAAUGAACAGGAAAUGUCAAAUGCACAGAUAACACUCAGCAAACACUGGGUCUUUAGAAUUAAACGAUGACAUUUACACAUCAAACGGACGAGGCUAGGAUCUCUGUCACAAGUACUACUGGAAAUGGAAGCUGUGAGGUCCAGAGAGGAGCAUUCAGAGCCAUCCGGACUAGAGCUGCAGCCCGUCUGCGCAUGCACUGCAGCCCGUCUGCGUGAUGAAUGCAGUUCAUUCUCUGGAUGUUCCCCUGUUCUAGACCUACAGCUGACCUCUGAACCACAUUUGGUCCAAAGGAUCUGGUUUAAAGCGUGGGUGUUGCUUCCAAAAGACGUUCCCUCCAAGCUGCAGAGGUAGAACUGAUCCCAUCAGGAGGAGUCAGGAGCGCCGGCUCGCUUCCAGAAACCUCAUCCAGAACUAAAAAUCUGACCUUCAGGAUCUAAUGUCUAGAAAAACAUCUAAAUUCAGAGUUUUUUAAGGAGAAGUUUUGAGCAGAAACCUCCUGAUUAGUUUUUAGAACUUUCUGUAAAUGAGCUUAAUCUUUAGUUCUAGUUUUAGUUUAGUCGACAGCCUUCAGGGCCUUCAGGGCCUCUAAACCCGACCUGUAGGUGGUUUUUGGACAGAAGCGCUCGGCUGCUGAUGGUUUGCUUCUCCUCAUCUUUCUGCCAUCAAACUCUGAAAAAGCUUCCAGGAUUUGACCUGAUUCUUCACAGAAAUCACAUUUUUGUAAAAACUUGUAUUUUCUGGAGAGUUGAAGAGAUUUUCAGUUUGCAGAAUAAAAAUGUGAACAUG